CACCAACUAACCGGUCCAAUAAUUGUAGUCCAUAUCCAAUUUGAUCUCCAAUGGAUUCUAAGACGGAAAGGAAGGUUUCGAAGAAGAAAAGGGGCUCCGCUAAGAAGACCGGAAAGUCUGGUGCUGCCCCAGGACCGAAAUCGACCACAUCUGCUACAAAUGCUACUCCCAACCCAACCACUCAUACCACUGCUGUAGCUCAACCAACACGUUCCCUGUACUCUUUAGCCAAUAUAUGGAUCGUUUCCCUUUCAUUGAAGGCUCUUCUAUUUUUUGCAUACCAUUCCACAGACUUCGAUGUCCAUAGAAAUUGGCUAGCAAUCACGUACCAUCUACCAAUCUCACGCUGGUACGUUGAAGAUACCUCCCAAUGGACCCUUGAUUAUCCACCAUUCUUUGCCUACUUCGAAUGGGUAUUAUCCCAUCUUGUCCCCCAAAUUGUCAAGGAUGAUGGUUGCUUGGACAUCGUCGAGAAGGGUGCUUAUGGGUUACCAACUGUCUUAUUCCAACGUUUGACAGUGAUAGUCAGUGAAGUUGUACUCUUUGCCUCAUUACAAUGGUACGUCAAUACUUCUCAAGACUCUCUCUCUGCGAAAAACCGUGCGUUUGUGGUGGCCUCGAGUCUUAUUCUCUCACCUGGCUUACUUAUUAUCGAUCAUAUUCAUUUCCAAUACAAUGGCAUGAUGUAUGGAUUUUUCAUUUUCAUGAUUACAAGUGCUCGUUUGAAACGUUAUCUUCUUGUGGGGUUCUGGUUCUCCCUUUUACUUUGCUUCAAACAUAUUUAUCUCUAUGUCGCCCCGGCAGUGUUCAUAUUUCUCUUAAGAGCUUACUGUCUUGAUCUUCAAUUUGAUAAACAGAAAUCAUUUUUAAAUAAUUUGAUUAAUCUUGUCAGAUGGACGGAAUUGUUCAAACUUUCUUCGGUGGUCAUUACCGUGUUUACGGUUGCAUUUGGUCCCUUUGUUUACCAUGGCUCGAUGUCAAACUUACUUUCAAGAUUAUUCCCCUUUAGUAGAGGUUUAACCCAUGCUUAUUGGGCCCCCAAUAUCUGGGCGAUUUAUUCCUUUUUCGAUCGUUUAUUCAUCUACGUCUAUAAACAAGUCCCAUUAUCAAGACUGCUUUUGGUUAAAGUAUUCCAAUUUGAUCCAAUGGUAUUGGAAGUUGCUGAAUUAGUCAAUUCUUCCACUAGAGGGCUUGUGGGGGAUAUCGAACUUGUCAUUUUACCAACCAUAACCCCGCAAUUGACGUUUUUACUCACUCUUUUCUAUCAAAUUAUGGCCCUUGUACCCUUGUUUCUCCAACCAACGUAUCAUAGAUUCAUUGGUGCAAUCACCUUGUGUGCCUAUGAUUCUUUCUUAUUUGGAUGGCAUGUACAUGAAAAGGCGAUCUUAUUGGUCAUUUUCCCCAUGACUCUUUUGGUCACUACCGAUAAAAGACUCUUGGGUCCAUUCAAUCUCCUUGUAAGUUGUGGAUAUACAUCACUUUUCCCCCUCAUCUACACUUCAGCUGAAUGGCCCGUGAAAGUUGUCUACACUCUACUUUGGUACAUAAUCUACUAUUUCAAUUUCGGGAAAAUUGUCAAGAUCCCCAAGCAAACAGGCGAUCUUGGAGGAAUCAUCUUGGACCGGGUCACAAAUGGUUACAUUCUUGGACUCUGUCCAAUCUUCACAAUUGUCACCAUCAUCGAUAUCUUUGAACACCAUUUCGAAGUCUUGCGGAAAUUGGAGUUCAUGAAGUUGAUGAUCGUCAGUGUCUAUUGCGGGGUCGGGGUGGUCAGUAGUUGGAAUGGCUUGAAUUGGUUAUACUUUGUACAUGAGUCCAUCUGGAAUGACAUCGAAGAUUGAAUACCAAAAAAAUUAAAAAAAAGAAAGAAUUAAAAAGUAACAUAUUAAUAAAAGCCGAGGUACAUGUAUAAAAGCCGGAAAUUACCAAUA
This is a messenger RNA of [Candida] anglica, 1931 nucleotides long. NCBI's taxonomy places the organism in Eukaryota, Fungi, Ascomycota, Pichiomycetes, Serinales, Debaryomycetaceae. The record is from the annotation of a GenBank genome assembly.